AUGGGUAACGUGCCCAGUACAGUAAAGCACUGUCUGAACUCACCACAACUGUUACAGGAGGAUUACCCAUGGCUGAGGAGCUGGCUGCAGCAUGACAAGGAGAAAAGUACUGCACAAGGAUUUCCUGAACAUGUGAAAAUUGUGGAGGUGGGUCCGAGAGAUGGACUUCAAAACGAAAAGGAAAUUGUUCCUACUGAGAUUAAAAUCAAGUUUAUAGACAUGCUUUCCGAAACAGGGCUGUCUGUGAUUGAGGCUACAAGCUUUGUCUCUUCAAAAUGGGUUCCACAGAUGGCAGAUCACACGGAUGUACUGAAGGGAAUCCAGAGAGCACCUCAUGUCCGGUACCCAGUUUUAACACCAAACUUACAGGGAUUUCAUGAUGCUGUUGAUGCUGGUGCCACUGAAGUAGCAGUAUUUGGCUCACCAUCUGAAAGCUUCAGCAGGAAAAAUAUAAAUUGCUCUAUUGAGGAAAGCAUGGUGAGAUUUGAGGAAGUCAUUAACAGCGCUUUGGAGAAGCAUGUUCCAGUUCGGGGAUAUGUGUCUUGUGUUCUUGGUUGCCCACAUGAAGGAUAUAUGGAUCCUAUAAAAGUUGCAGAAGUUGCGAGGCGACUGUAUGAACUGGGCUGCUAUGAAAUAUCUCUUGGGGAUACCAUUGGCGUGGGCACUCCAGGCUCCAUGUCCAAAAUGCUCCAGAGUGUGAUCAAAGAGGUGCCUCCUCGAGCAUUAGCCGUCCACUGCCAUGACACUUACGGACAAGCUCUGGCCAACAUCCUCACUGCGCUGCAGAUGGGGGUGAGCGUGGUGGACUCAGCCGUUGCUGGUCUGGGAGGUUGCCCCUACGCUCAGGGUUCAUCUGGAAAUGUUUCAACAGAGGAUGUUCUCUACAUGCUCCACGGCAUGGGCAUUGGGACUGGGGUGAGUCUUCCUAAGGUGGUCGAGGCUGGAGAAUUCAUUUGCACUGCUUUACAUCGCCAGACAAACUCAAAGGUCGCCCAGGCUCAGAGCAGGACAUUGUAA
Molecule: messenger RNA, 1017 nt
Organism: Knipowitschia caucasica
Lineage: Eukaryota; Metazoa; Chordata; Actinopteri; Gobiiformes; Gobiidae
Source: the annotation of a GenBank genome assembly